CACCAAUGAACGGCGAGGCAGUGAGCAAUUGUACAAGAUAUUGCAAGAUGUGUGGACAGCCGUUGUCUGACAGCGAUUGUGACGCAGAGGCUUCUGAUACAUGUAUGAGAUGCAGGGCGGAUCCGCCUGUCCUGGACGAGCCCAUCUCUCUCAGCGAUGCCCUGUCAAUAUGGCCUGAACCUUCACAGUCUUUCCUCACAGUCAUCGGUGGGUGGAGGUACAUACAAUAUCGGAGAGAGAGAUGCUGACUUGUGGGAGGGAUCGCAUCCAUGGUUUUGGCGUGUCUACUUGAUGGCUGCAGAGCAGCGCCUGUGGCCUGGUGGCAGGCUCGAUGACAGGCACAAAGACCACACGUACGUAGGAUGGAUUCGCUACCAGCCAUUCAUUUAUUCCAUGUGUGCUUCUGUCCCCCGUGUGUGCGUCCGGCAUGUGUGCAGAGCUUCUGAUGUUCGCCCAGAGCACACCGCGGCAGCUCCCCAACUCGGUGGUGAGGGUAUGCAGAGCGAUGGUGCCCCACUCAUGGACUCUCGACGGGCGAGGGUCAAAGUCGUCCUGCUGGCCAAGUGGUGCGCAUGCACAGGACGACAGACAGACAGACAGACAGACAGACAGGGGUCCAGUCACUUCAAUUCACGUGUGGGCAUCUGAGGCUGGGGUGUUGGUUGUGUGCUGUGCCUGUAAUAUCAGUUGUCCCCAUCCAUACAACCUGCUGGAGACCCUGUCAAUGGAUGCAGAUGGACCUCAUGUGUCGGACCGGAUGGUCGAUGAGAUGGUACAUGUGGGCGGCUCACGAGAUGCACUCCUGACGUGACUGACUGGCUGACGUAUACAAGGAUGGCGGGUAGUGACAUAUGUGCAGGCAGACAAGAGGACCCACUGAUUGUUCGUCCUCAAACAUGAUUGAUACCAACACACAUCGGAUGGUGAUCGCUUCGUAGGAACUUGACUGCCUGGGCG
This is a messenger RNA of Vitrella brassicaformis, 957 nucleotides long. The record is from the annotation of a GenBank genome assembly. Lineage: Eukaryota; Vitrellaceae.